AGUGCACAGGUUUGGUGUGUGCGGGGUGGUGGCACCUGGCCUUCAUUCUAAAUAUCGAUACACAGCAGUUCCUACAGAAGCACCUGCAGCCGGAGCAGGACUGGUGGCUGGGUUUAGCACCUGCCUCCCCGAACCUAACACUGUUGCUGAAGGUCAUCUCUCCUGGCUUGAUGGCUCUGAUGUCAGCUACUCUAACUGGGUGAACGACCCUGAUCCAGGGGCUGGCUGUGGUCACAUACUGAGGAGCUCAGGGUUUCAAUGGGAGGCAACAAGCAACUGUAGCCAGGAGCUGCACUUCAUCUGCCAAUUUGUCCAGAAAAACGUUAUCCUUCAGGAGCCCAUCGGGGAGUUUGGUGUCAUCAUGUGCUAUAGCAUGAACCAAUCAAUAGAUGGUGCAAACUGCAAGACCCUGUACGGAAGCCCCCUUCAAAUCCAAGUUGAAGUAGAAGCUGGUACGAAUUUGACCUACAAAAUCCACCGUGGUGAGAUGUUGGUGGUCAAUUCAUUAGCAGUCAGAGGAAUCGUCCCCCACAACAUCACAGUGGGACCAGAGGUGGAGCAACAGCUGGGCUCUGGCUGCCACCAGCUAACCCUGCAUGCCUCUAACGGGGUCUCGGUCUUGGGCGUGUCCACUGAGCUGCAGGUGUGUCUGCUGGAGCCUGUGGAGGGCCUGCUGGGAUCAGUGAUGGCUGAGGAGGGGGAGUGUCCAGACUCAGACCUCUACGUUAGAGUGUCCCUGGACCGGGGAGCCCCGGUGCAGCUUCUCUUCCAGGUGUCUGGAGCCAACGGCAGCAUCUCUGAGACCAGAGACAUUUGAAAACAGAAGCACACAGGUUUACAAUAUCUCAACCACUAUCCAAGGAUAUUUGCAAGUGAAAGUCAGGGCCUGGAUUGUCUUCUCACACAUGGAUGUGGGGGAAACACAGCAGUUGUUUGUCACAACAGUUGUUUGUCACAAGAGUUCGCCGAGCUUAUAACUUGAGAAUUACUGCCAGUCCAGAAACUGCCCGUCAAGACACUGAAAGCGUCAAACUUGAGGUAACUGGCUUAGGAGGACUAUCUAACGAAAAGCAGAGCAAAUUUGAAUGGGAAUGCAGUAAGUACCAGCUAAGGCCUUUAAGCCACAGGGCUGUUGAAGAGAACCCUCUCACCUCACCCUAUUACAGUAUAAAAUGAAAACAAUGACUGUAAACUUUGUUUUAUAACUUCCAUUUUCUGUAACAAUCUCUAUUGUUUUUUUCUCUGUUUACUCAGUGUCGUGUCUGUCAUCUUUUUACAGAAUGGCCUUAUUGUGGUGUUUUCUAACCAUUUCCCCUUUCCAAUUCCAAUAGAAGAAGACUGUAAGGGUAAGGGAAAAUGCAACGAUAAAACAACGGACAAGACUCGUUUGAUUGAAAAAGACUGUCUUCCAAACCCAUUUGAGUUCUUUAAAUACACUUUUUCUGUGAAGAGACAGAUUGGCAAUGGGAAAUGGGUUGACUGGAUUUAAACAUUGCGAUGCAUCACGGUUACUUAAAAUAGUGAAGUGAAUAUAUAUGUCAUGCUAUUUAUUUCAUGACAUGAUAACUCCUACCAGUAUCAUUUAUAAAACAGGCAAUGACAAUAUUAUACAAAUUGCUAUUUAAAUAUCACUAUAAUUCUAGUAUCAUCAUCAUAAUCAUCCUCAGAGAAGUACAAAUAACUUCCCAAAUAAAGGAAACACCAACAUAAAGUGUCUUAAUAUGGUGUUGAGCCACCAGAACUGUUUCAAUGCACCUUGCAUAGAUUCUACAAGUGCCUGGAUCUCUAUUGGAGGGAGGUGACACCAAUCUUCCUCUAGAAAUUCCAUCAUUUUGUGUUUUGUUGAUGCUGGUGGAAAACGCUGUCUCAGGCGCCACUCCAGAAUCUCCAAUAAGUGUUCAAUUGGGUUGAGAUCUGGUGACUGAGACAAACACACACACCUUAAGCCCCGUAUGCUCCUUUGAGACCCCUCUUUCAAAGUCACUGACAUCUCUUCAUCCAGCCAUGGUAGCCAAAAUAAUGGGCAACUGGGCAUUUUUACACAUGACCCUAAGUAUGAAGGGAUAAUAAUAAUUGCAUAAUUAACUCAGGAACAACACCUGUGUGGAAGGACCUGCUUUCAAUAUACUUUGUAUCCCUCAUUUAAUCAAGUGUUUCCUUUAUUUUGGCAGUUACAUGUGUUGGACAUCAUAAUGCUUUUGGACUGGUCUAAGUGGCCAUACAGAAUGUUGCUAAAUAUCUGGGAUGAAUUGGGUUAGAAAUUAUUUAGCUAAAACUAUUGACAGAUUUGUAAUCCUUAAGUGUACAACAGGGUAAUGACAUGAGCAUGUUAAUUGACUGAUUUAAUUAGAAUUCAGAAGUAAAUUGGUCACAUUUAACAUGAGUUGCUCUCAUGCCUAUGGAGCAUGCUGUAAUUACACUAAUAAUAAUAUGGCAAUUAAAUGCCAAAUAAUUACAUAAUAAUGUAUGAUUUGCUUUGUUAUUAACAAAGGCAAACUGUUUCUGGUACAACUGUUACUAUUUCCAUUUGUAUGAUAAGAAUAACUGCUGAAUUCCAUUGCUAUGUAUUUACGAAGCAAUAAUCAAGUUACUAUGUUACAAAAUGUGAAUUCAAUGUUUUUAAGAUUAUCUAUUUUAUGCAACAACAAAAAAGUACUUAUAUUCUUUCAGUUGCCAGGAUAAUUGUAAUACAGUGGAUGUAAAAAAAUAUGUACAAUUAUAAUUGGACUGUAACUCCAGUUGCCCAAAGGUAAUUUGGCAUAUUGAAGACCCAAAACCUUCAACAGUAAGUCUGAGAUUCCUUUAUUGUUGCAUGCUGAAUGCAAUCGUAUUUUUUAUUGGGAUCAAAUCAAAUUUUAUUCGUCGCAUACACUUGUUGAGCAGAUGUUAUUGCGGGUGUAGCGAAAUGCUUAUUUUCAUGUGUGAAUGAGUUUCGUUAGAGUGCAUGAAUCAAUUUAUUGACUAACCCAUGUUGUCUAAUUUGGAGUUGACAUAUUCUAGAUAAAUAAAACAAAUUGAUGCAUAAACACAUUA
Molecule: messenger RNA, 3033 nt
Organism: Salmo salar (Atlantic salmon)
Lineage: Eukaryota; Metazoa; Chordata; Actinopteri; Salmoniformes; Salmonidae
Product: polycystin-1-like protein 2
Source: RefSeq, a predicted model, not a curated record